AUGGCGGAAAUUUCGUCUGCUGUUGACGCCCUUUGUAAUUUCUUAAGUCUUACGUGUGUUGUAACAUGCCUUAUGUUAAAAGUACCUCAGAUGCUGGCAAUACUCAAAUCAAAAAGCACACAAAGUCUUAGUUUGACGAGCGUGUUAGUGGAAGAAUGUGCGUACUCUGUGAUCCUCUCCUACAACUUUGCAAAAGGCUACCCACUGCCAGCUUAUUUUGAAUACACCUUCCUGGUAUUUCAAGAUUUGAUACUGAUCAGUCUGAUGCUCCACUACAACCAGAUGCUGAGUAUCAAGACACUGUUCUACUUCAUCAUAUAUUUUAUUUUCUAUUCUUGCCUCGCCACUGGCGUUUUUCCUGAGCUGGUCCUUAAUACAGCAAUGAGUGGAGUAACAGGUCUUACAAUGUUUAGUAAGGGCACUCAAAUCAAAACACUAUACCAGAAGAAGGAGCCUGGUCAGAUCAGCCAAACCAGCUGGACAAUAGCUGCUUAUGGAGCACUAGUAAGGAUGCUCACCAGCAGUCUACAGACCAGAGAUGUUGUGGUGUUUAUCAACAAUACUGUCAGCGCCUCUAUGAAUAUAACAAUGGUAUGCAUGCUGAUAUACUACAAACAGAAGCCAAAGAUCAAAUCAAACUAAGACUGCUUAGUUUCGUUUUUAUUGCAGGCUGCUUAAACGACUUUGCUCACUGCAAGCUGCUUAAACGACUUUGCUCACCUAACUAUGGUAAAGAGAGUAGUCUAAAUA
Molecule: messenger RNA, 750 nt
Organism: Ylistrum balloti
Lineage: Eukaryota; Metazoa; Mollusca; Bivalvia; Pectinida; Pectinidae
Product: mannose-P-dolichol utilization defect 1 protein homolog
Exons: 6
Coding region: 1-642 (213 amino acids)
Source: RefSeq, a predicted model, not a curated record